AUGAUGCAGCAGCCUCAGGCGCACGCGUCGGCACUUGCGGUGGCGCCGACGGUGGCUCACCCGCAGGAUCCGGCGGGCGGGGACGCGCCGCCGAAGCAGGUGGCUCAGGCGAUGGAGCGGCUGGGCCGUGCGGGCCGGCUCAUCGCGGACAUCCGGCUCGGCGCGGACCGCCUCCUCGAGGCCCUCUUCGUCGCCGGCGGCGCUCCCCCGUACAGUGUGCACCAGCACGUCGACAGGAUGGAGCGCGUUAUCGUCAAGGAGGAGGCCGCCAUGCGCCUCCACUUCCAGGACCUCCGCGCCCACGGCAGGCAAUUAGAGGAGUCUGGAGUCCUUAAUGGGGCCCUUAAAGCUCAAGGCAAUUCAUGGGGAUUGCACAUGCCACUCGUUUGUCCAGAUGGUGCUGUUGUAGCUUAUGCUUGGAAGCGUCAACUGGCAGGUCAGGCUGGUGCAUCUGCUGUGGACAGGACUAGGUUAGCUCUCAAGGCCUUCACUGACCAGAAAAGAAGAUUCUUUCCUCAUCUAGAAGACGAAGUCCUUAGCCAUCUCCAUGAUGGUGAACCUGGUGUCACCAAAAAGCCAAAGUUGAUUGCCAGCAACGGAGAUCUAGAGGAAAAAUCUUUAUCUGAAAUACUGAAAAAAUUAGAAAAUGAAGUACCUAACAUGAAAAUAUUCACAUACUGGCAUCUGGAUUGGUCAAAAAGAGCUUCAUCAUUAGCAUCUCUGAUGGAUGAUGACUUUGUGGAUCCAUCUAAAGAGCUGAACCUGCAAAAUAUGGGCAAAUCGAGAUCUGGUGUUCUGACAACUCCCAUAGACAAAGUUGCAGUAAUUGAAUUGCUGGUUCCUUCAAUAUUUAGAGCUGUAGUGUCAUUGCAUCCUGCUGGAUCUACUGAUCCUGAUGCAGUGGCAUUCUUCUCUCCCACUGAGGGAGGAAGCUAUCUUCAUGCGAGAGGCACACCGGUGCAUCAUGUGUUUAAGCAUGUAAAGGAGCAUGCUGACAAGGCCUUGCAGUACUUCAUCAGUGUGGAGCCGAGUAAAGCACUUUCUCUGCUUUUGCGGUGGAUUGCCAGCUAUCAGACUCUGUUUACAAAGCAAAUGCGGACGGCUUCUGAUGAUGGACAAGUCAUUGGCUUUGCUAUUGCCUCCCGUCCACCGCCCCUAUCACCAGACUUCUAA
Molecule: messenger RNA, 1173 nt
Organism: Miscanthus lutarioriparius
Lineage: Eukaryota; Viridiplantae; Streptophyta; Magnoliopsida; Poales; Poaceae
Source: the annotation of a GenBank genome assembly